AUGAAUGCUGCAAAGUCAAAGUCUGUCACUGUAAGAGUAGCGGAGAAGCGCGAAAGAGGGGAACCGAAGUCUAAGUAUAAUGAACCAUCUAAAGGUCCUGCUCCCGGAGAAUUAGCAGAUAGACUCGGAGAUAGCCACGUCAAUAUUUUACCUAGGAAACAGCUUGUCGUUGUGUUACUUUCCAUCUCCAUGGGGAUGUUCAUUGCCUUUGCCGAUCAAACGGCUGUUACCGUUGGCUUAGAUGAAAUUGGAAGAGAGCUAAAUUCUCAAAGCACAAUUAAUUGGGCUGGGACAUCUUCACUUUUAGCUAAUACGGUCUGCCAGGUUUUAUUUGGUAGAUUGUCUGACAUUGUUGGGAGGAAGAAUGUAUUCAUUGGUAGUUUAGUUGUUUUGGGAAUAGCAGACUUGGCCUGUGGAUUUGCUCAAACGGGACCACAAUUUUAUGUGUUUAGAGCGUUUGCUGGUAUUGGGCAAGGUGGGAUCUCAUCGCUAGCUAUGGUGAUAAUGAGUGAUGUAGUUACCUUGAAGCAGAGAGGUAAAUACCAGGGAAUCUUAGGAACUAGUGUAGGUAUUGGUAACUCAGUUGGACCAUUUAUUAUGGCUGCAUUUAUUUCUGAUAACAAGCAUUGGAGAUAUUUUUAUCACGUUUUUGCACCCAUUAUUAUCAUGAUCGCGGUUGCAAUUUACUUUUUGUUACCAGGAAAGCCCAAGUCCUCAUGUGAAGUGCUCACUCCAUUGGAAAAGUUAAAGAAGAUAGAUUACCUUGGAAUCAUAACUGCCACUUCUGCUUUGACUUUGAUACUAAUUCCUUUAAGCGGUGGUGGAUCCACUUAUCCAUGGGACAGCCCCAUUGUUAUUUCUAUGUUUAUUGUUGGUGGUGUCUUGCUAUUCUCGUUUUUAAUUAUAGAAUGGAAAGUUCCGGAGCUUCCAAUGAUACCAUUGCGGUUAUUUUUGAACCCACUGUUGUGUUUAAUUCUUGGAUCUAAUUUCUUUUUUGGAAUGGUUUACUAUUCAUUCUUAUUUUACAUCCCAUACUACUUCCAGAUCGUCAGAGGUAAGGAUGAGGUGAUUUCAUCAGUAUUCUUACUACCAAUAGUAUUAACGCAAGCAGGUAUGUCCACAGUGCUGGGAAACAUCAUUUCAUACACUGGUCACUAUAUUUACACUGUAUUAUUUGGAUACACUUUCUGGACACUUGGCUGUGGAUUGCUAUUAGUCUGGGAUGAGCACACCAACUAUGGAACAUGUGUUGUCAUCCUCUUGAUUAUUGGAAUUGGAAUUGGAAGUACAUUCCAGCCAACAAUGGUCGCCGCACAAGCACAAGCUAAGAAAGCAGAUAGAGCGGUUGUGAUCUCCACCAGAAAUGUUCUUAGAUCUUUUGGCGGAGCAGUAGGAAUUGCAAUUGCAUCAACAAUGAUAAGUAACUCACUUCUAAAGGAAAUCGGCACUAUUGAACUGGACCCUUCGACAUAUUCCGAUAUUCCCCAGAGCUAUUUGGACGAAUUAAAGGAAAACAUCUUUAGUAAAAUCGAUGUUAGCUACUUAAACGCUGAUCAGGCCAGCGAGAUCCGCCAUAUUUAUAUGCUGUCCAUUCAGAAUUACUUUUAUUUAUUGGUCCCAUUCAUUGCAGUAUGUUUGAUCAGUUCCUUUUUCAUUAGAGAUAGAGGCUUGCAGUGUCUUGACGAAACACCGGAAGAUCAAAUUCACAAAGAGGCCCUUUCUGUUAGAACUUCGAGGACUGACUUUUCAACAGAUGUGGAGUCAAACAAUGACCACGAGGGGGCUAGAGGGGAACCAAGAGAAGUACACCAAGUCUAG
Molecule: messenger RNA, 1818 nt
Organism: Dujonia railenensis
Lineage: Eukaryota; Fungi; Ascomycota; Pichiomycetes; Serinales; Debaryomycetaceae
Source: the annotation of a GenBank genome assembly